Molecule: messenger RNA, 485 nt
Organism: Megalobrama amblycephala (Wuchang bream)
Lineage: Eukaryota; Metazoa; Chordata; Actinopteri; Cypriniformes; Xenocyprididae
Product: zinc finger BED domain-containing protein 4-like
Exons: 2
Coding region: 55-456 (133 amino acids)
Molecular function (GO): protein dimerization activity
Source: RefSeq, a predicted model, not a curated record
GACGAGGAAAAAAAGAGGAGUGCUCGCGACCUGUUGCUCAAAGUUUUGGAUGACAUGAGCGGCAGUGCAGAUGCCAGCACAGAGGAUCCCCCAGAGAAGAGGACCCGAACAGGAUCACUGCUGGAUAUGUAUGACGAAAUUCUGGAGGAGAAUGUCAUGUUUGAGGAGCAAGACAAGACCGCGUCAGCGUCACAGGUCAUCUCAUACCUGGCCGAACCCACAAUUCCCAGGAACCACAGUCCAUUGGAGUACUGGAAGUGCAACCAGGCCCGUUUCCCUGCCCUCGCUCUUGCUGCACGCAAGUACCUGUGUGCGCCUUGCACAAGCGUUGACAGUGAACGGCUUUUUAGCGUUGCCUCUGAUGUGAUGGAUGAAAAGAGAAAUCGAAUGGACGGUGAAAAGGCAGAGAUGCUCAUUUUUCUUAAGAAAAACCUACCUCUGGUAUUAAAAAAAUAGCUGAACAGAAGCCUACCGGUCAGCCGAAG